Molecule: messenger RNA, 2590 nt
Organism: Populus nigra (black poplar)
Lineage: Eukaryota; Viridiplantae; Streptophyta; Magnoliopsida; Malpighiales; Salicaceae
Product: ethylene-responsive transcription factor ERF053-like
Exons: 2
Coding region: 370-1776 (468 amino acids)
Biological process (GO): regulation of DNA-templated transcription
Molecular function (GO): DNA binding; DNA-binding transcription factor activity
Source: RefSeq, a predicted model, not a curated record
GUCCUCUGCUUCUCCCCUUCUCAAAACUAAAAAAUAAACUCUCCCCUGCUCUCUCUCUGUUUUCGAGCUCUCCAAAAUUCACUCCACAAAUACCAAAAGACAAGAUUUCUUCAUCACUACAAGCAGAAACACCAAUAAACGAACAACAACAACACCCCUUUUGGAUUUCUUUUACCUCUCUUCGUUGCGCUCUCUCUCUCUCUCUCUUUAGUAUUCAUUUUCUAGAGAUGGAUUGCUCAAGAUUUGAUAUGUCUGGUAUCCGAUUCUGUUUUUACUUCAAUCGGAUUAGCCAUUAAUCCCAUACAAGAUUCUCAAAUCUCUUUUUACCAAAUUUGGAUCUUGAGAGAGCGAGCGAGAAGGUAAUUAUCAAUGGCUGCAGCUAAGAAUAAUUUUGGAAAAUCCAAGAAGGGUGUUGUUGAUGAAACUCGAAAGAUGAUGAUGGAACAAGAUUGGCAGCUUGAUAGAGGCAAAAAAGAAGCUGAUGUUAGCUUCGAGAGGAGGCAAUGGAAACCAGUUUUUGGUGAAGCUUCCUUGAUGGACAGGCCUUUGAAGAAAAUCUGUAGCCCUGAACGUCAAGAACAGAUACAAUCCUCUGCAUCUUUAGCUCAUCAAUUACCAACUUGUUUCUCUGUCUCUUCUAGCUCUGCCUCGACUCUGUCUCUGUAUCCGCCUUAUUCGUCGCCUUCACCUAUGUCAUCUUCAAGUUCAAGACUUGUGUUUCCUUUUGCCUUUGAAGGGUCUAGUCAACCUAUUCAGUGCCCUCAACAAUUUAGAACAAACCCUUCAUUGCCAAUUUUCCAUCCACUGUCUCAAGUUGCACAGAAUCAACAGCAAAUGAUUUCUUUUGGUCAAAACCAGCAACAUGGCAUUGCAUAUCCUCCGUUUUUUGCUGGAGGAUUACCAAUGGCUGACCACCAGCAGCAGCAGCAGCUGUUUCAGUACUGGAGUGAUGCAUUGAACUUAAGUCCGAGAGGAAGGAUGAUGAUGAUGAACAAGCUGGGGCCGGACGGGAGGCCAUUGUUUAGGCCUCCGAUUCAGCCUAUAAACACAAGAAAGCUUUACAGGGGAGUGAGACAAAGGCAUUGGGGAAAAUGGGUUGCCGAGAUUCGUCUCCCUCGAAAUAGGACUCGCCUUUGGCUAGGCACAUUUGAUACUGCCGAAGAUGCUGCCUUAGCUUAUGAUCGCGAGGCCUUCAAGUUAAGAGGAGAGAAUGCUAGGCUGAAUUUCCCUGAACUUUUCCUCAACAAAGAAAAAGCAACUUCCACAGCUCCAAGUUCAACAGUUUCUUCUCCGCCGACUUCCAAUCAAAGUUUAAAGCCAAAACAAGCCCAAGAAGGCCUUAACUUGCAGGCAGAAACCAUGUCACCACCAAUAUUACCACCACAACCACCACCAGAACAACCUCCAGGAGACCAUCCUGAUGAUGAUUCCGGGAUGGGUUCGAGUGGGGCUACUGUGAGUGAUGAGAUUCAGGCAGUGGCAGAGGGGUCUAGUGCAGGGGAAGGCAUUUCGGGGUCUCAAGAAUUGGAGUGGGGAGACAUGGCAGAAGCUUGGUAUAAUGCUAUUCAAGCAGGUUGGGGUCCAGGGAGUCCUGUGUGGGACGAUUUGGACUCCACUAACAAUCUUUUAUUACAAUCUCACCUUCCUUUUGUUAAUCCAAAUCAACAGCAGUUUAAUGAUUCUUGUUGUGUUCUCCAAGACAACAUGGGCUCAGCUUCUUCUUCUUCCUCCUCUUUCUUCCCAAUGAAGUCAUACUUUUUGAAGGAUCAAGAUUGAUUGACACAGUCAAACAUAAGUCUAGUUUCGCACUGGUAUAGCAUAGUAGCCUCUCUCUCUCUCUUACUUUUCUCUCUCAAAUUUUAGUCUUUUCUAGGAGGUUUAGGACCAUCCCCUUAGAUUUUAUUUUCCUCCACUGGUUGCUGAUUUUUUUAAUAAACCAAUUUAUGACUUUUGACCUGCCAUGCUUAGGAAACUAUGAUCUCUAGACUCACCUUUUUCUUUACUCACUGGUUGCAGAUUUUUCACAAACAACCUGUGAUUCCCUUGGAGCCUUACUUCCUUUUCUUAUCAGGAUUCCAAAAGCUUCAAACCACUCAUCCCUUUUUCUCCUUUCCAAACCUCCUUCACACAUUUUCUUGUUCCUAUCAAUCCUUUUCCAUUGCAUCUAUUGCACAAAGGCUGCAUAUUUCAGGCCUCUAUGCAAUGAAAAUCUAGCUUUAUAGCUCAUGCAUUUUCUUUCCUGCUGAUUUAUCUAUCCAGUCUCUAGGUAGUCUCCCUCAUCCUGCAUUCACAGUCUUGGUUUUACAUAUUUUUUUCUUAGCUGUUUCAGUACGGGAGAGAUGCAUUGAAAUACCGAGAUCAGGACCAGCAUAGAAGGAGACAGUUUGGUGAUCUCCCUCUUCAUUGGUCUAUCCAUCACAAGCUUAGUUUUUCUGCUUGGAGGAUGGAAUCAGACAUUUGUAAUUUUUGUACAUUUUGGAGUUCGUUAUGAUCUUUAUUAACGUUGUAAUGAUAUGCCUCCUCUUUUAUGAACAAUAGUUGUAAUGACAGAUAUUAAGUAAUUUGCAGCACUAUCAUCUUUCAUUAUCAA